Messenger RNA from Mizuhopecten yessoensis (Yesso scallop), 5320 nucleotides. Its product is annotated as lysosome-associated membrane glycoprotein 1-like. Lineage: Eukaryota; Metazoa; Mollusca; Bivalvia; Pectinida; Pectinidae. The coding region runs from base 117 to 2027 and encodes 636 amino acids. The transcript is spliced from 12 exons. The record is from RefSeq and is a predicted model, not a curated record. Gene Ontology annotation, cellular component: membrane.
UUUGUAUUGACAUGUGAAGGUCACAUGCAAAAUCGUCAUAUGACAUCCGCCUGCUCGUCAAUAAGUGAUUGCGUUUGGUCGAAGAAACAGAUAGAACCGGCGGUCUAGCAGUCAAGAUGAGGUCCUACAUGUAUACUGGAAUAGCAUGCAUUUUGCUAUCGAGUCUCUCUAUUGUUUCAUCCGUUGAAUGGGAUUUUGUGCCACAAGGCCAAACAGCAUGUUUGAAAGUGAAUUGGGAUGUUACAAAGAUGGAUUUAACAGGAGCUCCCAACUCAGGGGAAGGAGAUAAGCACUCAAUUGAUUGGACUACAGGUGUAGUGAAUAAUAAAUCCAAGUGUGCAACUAAUGGUGGUAUAGGUAUUCUGAAUGUGGAUUUUGAUAAGGGUAUAACCAUGUCACUGACCUUCAUCACGGACAGCAACAAGGUCACUAUGGAUGGUACCUUGACCUUUGUCCCCUUCAACGUGUUUGAAAAACCAGAAUUCGGAAACACAACUGCUACUUUGACCAUGGCUUCGACUCUUGCAUUGUCUGCUGAUGAUAAGUCCUUCACUUGCAUCAGCCCCCUCCGACUGAUGUUCAACACCGCGACUGCUAACAACACUUAUCAAUUGGAUAUGCAGGUUGAUAAGACACAGAUCCAGGCCUUCGGCAUCACCAACGGCGAUUUCAGCGAAGGUACACCUUGUGAAGCUGAUACCAGUAACUCUACAGCCACUACGGAAGUACCAGUUACUUCUGCCGCUCCAAAUGUGACCACUGAGAAACCAACAACGGAGAAACCAACAACAGAAGCCCCUACCACAGCUCCUCCAUCUGCUGCUUCCAUGUACUACUACCCCAACAAAACCGACCCCUGUAUUAUUGUCGCAGGCGAUUUCGAGAUAAGUGUGACAUACACAAAAAUGGACAAUACCACAAGUAAUGUGCCCUUGAAAAUUCCUGCUGAUGCAAAGGUGAACGGAAGUUGUCCAGAGGGUAUGAAGUCUGAAAUUAGUAUGACGUGGGGAGGUUCUGGAGCCAUGAGGAUGGUGCGCAUGUCAUUCAGCUCCAGUAAUGAUAUAGUUGAUAUCAGUACCAUCUCCCUGGAUGUGGACCUAGACAACACCACCUUCCCAGAGUCAAAAGAUGCGGACAUGAAAGCAGAUUUCCCCACUUCUAUUCCACUGUCCAAACCCACUGGUUACUACAAAUGUAAAGCCAAUGUGGAUGUACCCCUAGGUACCAGCAAACUGUCCAUGUCUGAUGUGGCCAUCCAAGCUUUCAAUGUUAAUGGAACCUCCUUUACUGGAGAGCGUGAGGAAUGUGCAGCAGACAAACCAGUGACGACUGAGCCCCCAGUUACGACACCUGCACCUGUCACCCCUGCCCCAGGAUCUCCACCAGUAAAUAAAUAUACCGUCCCUGGAAACUGUAUUGUCCUCGAUGCUGGGCUGGAGUUUGUGAUCCCCUACACCAAGAGUGAUAAUACUAGCACUAGUGUCACUGUUGGAAUACCGAAAAACUACACGGCCACAGGGACCUGUGGAAACGUCACUCAGAUGCUGAAUGUGGUAUUCUAUGAAGAUUGGUCAAUGGAAAUGAUAUUCAAUGGUGGUGGAAGUGCAAGUCAACUUUCUGAUAGCGACAGCUUCUUCCUGGAGGAGUUGCGUCUGUCCUAUAAGCUGCAGCCCAAUAUUUUCGCAGGUGUUAAGAACCCGAAUGCUGAAAUGGUAGCGAACAAUACCUUUGAUAAAUCCCAGUUUUCAGCUAAAAAAACUGGAAGUUAUCAAUGUAAUAACAAACUGAACUUCGGACUGAACAACGGCGUCACAUUGAACACUGAUGACCUCCAAGUAAAGGCAUUCUCUACUGACAACUCCACCGGUUUCCCAACUGGAGACUUGAACGAGUGUCCACAGGAUUCCGACACCAACAGUGUGGUACCUAUUGCCGUGGGGGCAGCUCUGGCUGGGCUGGUUGUUAUCGUGUUAAUAGCCUACCUGAUUGGCCGAAGGAGGAGCAGGAGUGGUUACCAACAAGUGUAGAUUGUUUGAAUCAAGAAUGUGAUAUCAGCUUCCAUAUCAAAGGAUAAAGCUGUUGAGUCUGUUCAAAGCUCAGGUGUUUGGUUUCCCAAAUUAUUAACAACAAAAGAGAAACAGAUAUAAUAUUAUCUAUUAUUUUCGUAAAAAAAACAACUGAAGUUAUGAAAAUUUCAAAAGCACACAUAAAGACUUUUUUUCAAGUUCAUGUUUAUAUUUUUAAGAGAACGAUAAGAAAAGAGGCUAAACAUGAAGGUAAAAAAUAAAAUUUGUAUUUUGUCUGUAAAACAAGAUUCUGGCAUUUUAAUCCAAAUUUUUUACCAGUUCGAGGAGUUGUUAUUAAUAUAAUAGUUAUCUUGGCUUUGAACAAAGAGAUGACUUAAUGGCGGUGUGUGAAGACUUUGUGUCGGUGUGUGAAUCAGUGAGUGAAACAGAACGAAAAUGUCACCAGGAAAGUGAUUUUUUCCAAGCAAUUUGUUCAGAAAGGGGGUUGGGGAAUGGUACAAACAGUUUCAAGGCUUUCAUGGAGAUUAUUAAACUUUCUGUUCUUCCUCGUUUUUUACAACCAUAUAUAGGCAAUGGGAUUUAUAAAAGCUCGCCUAAAAUUAGGAAAUUAAACAAAAUUACUGGCAAAUUUGAUGCAGUUAAGUUGUUUUACCUAGGAUUUCUAUGUUAUUAGAAACAUAGGUUUCUGUGAUUCAAGUGACACUCUUAUUUUGUAGUGAACAAUUGUACCCAUCAGAACUAAUUCAUGGAUCAAAGGUUUUACUGAUAUUAAAUUUAUAAUUAGAAUAAAGAGUAUCGUUUUCAUUAGUAUAUGAAAACAAAAUAAUUUUCCUGAUCUAUUUUUUGUGAAAUCAUGAUGUAGUUUUAACAAAGAACACUUUUCAGCUUUUUACCAAGUCCGAUAGCUGGAAGGGAUAUGGAAAGUACUUAGAAUAGAUGGAUUCACAUGAAAAUAUUACUUUGUAUGGGUACAAAUCAGCCAAGUCUCCUUUAGACACUUUUUUUAUGAACCCAGUUUAUGGAAGGGGCAAUACUUCAACACCUUUCACCUAAUUUCACUGUAACUAAUUUUCCAGGAAAUUAUAUUGGUUGGUAAAUAGAUCCUAAUAAAAAACAUUGCAGUUUUUACAAGACCAUGUGGACUAAACUAAAAUGCAUUGUAUUAGAGUGACUAUGGAAUGAAAUCCAUACUUUUAAGAAUUGUUCUAUAAUCACAUUGUAUAUUCAACAAUUUAGCUUUGCUUCAAAAACGAAAAUUGAUGCUGUUUCGAAAGGAAGUCACUUGAUUGCUUAGAUAUAAAAUGGGAAACCUGUGUUAACCGACAUGUUCUAAGGGACUGGAUCCUUUGGUGGGAUACGGAAUUGUCAGUAAACUUGGUGUUAAACACUUAACAAACCAGUCGGUUAGGGACCAUUAAUACAGUCACGUAAGUCGGUUGGCAGUCAAUUCUAGUUAAAUUUUAAACAUCUGGAAGGAGAAUUUCUUUUAGUUUUAUCAUAAUGUGUAAAUUAUUUUCUUGAUUUGGCUAUUGGUUUUUUCACUGUACAUAUAUUUUGAAAUGCUUUUGAAGUGCUAUAAUAAUUAUCAUUGGAUUUCUUUGUUUCUAUCAGAAUGUUUAACGUGUCUAAUGGCCUACUUUAGUAUUUAGCAAGGUUUUGGAUUACUUACAACUUGAAUGUAGUCAAGUAGUUAAAUUCUAAAUUAUUUCAAAUCAUUGACUUCUCCUUUGACAGUUGAACAGGAGUUUCAUUCACUUAAAACCAUCCAGCAUGGAAAUAGUGUGAACAUAUUAGAUAUGUGUUUAUACAGGUUUACAUCAUAGCCAACAAGCAGAGUAUGUCAAUCAGUGUUAUAUUGUUGAAGAGAAAUAUUUGGUUUCAUACAUGGGUUCCUCAUUCCACUUAAAAUAUGUAAUUAUGACUAUGAUUGUAUAAAUAAAAUGCUUUGAAUGAUGUGUGAAUGCGAGAAAAAAUAAUUGUAAAUAUCUUUUGUUAAGUGGUAAAUGUACAUGUUUGUCAAUGAAAAAUGUCAUAAGAAAAUAAGAGGUGAAAUUUUUAUGAAACAUUUAAUGAAACAAUACAUGUAUAUAUAUAUACUUCACAUGUGGCAAUACUCACAUUGUAUUAGCUAGGUAACUAACAGUGAGGACAUUCCACUAUAUCUGUUUCUAUAUAAACACCAAAGUCCCAGUUCAUCAAGCUACAGUAUGUUUAACUUGUCCAAAAGGUAAUAUUUUUUCUACCCAUGAUAGUGUUGUAAUUGAUGGUCUUAUAUAUUUAACUUAAUAAUGAACAAAUAAUGUACAUGCAAUUGUUUUGUAGAGUUAUUCUAUCAACUUAUUUUUUUCAUACAAUGAGACUGUCUAUGGAUAAUGUUAACACUUAAUUUUAGUUUCUAAAUUUAUUUUCAAAAAAGGGAGACAACUCCUCUAUUUCAAGUCCAGAAUAGUAAGAAUCGUAAACUGAUUUGCUACUUAAACUCUAUAUAUGUUGAGCCUGUAAGAAAAUAUCAAACCUUAUUUGAAUACAAAUAUGGGACAUUCCUAUCUGCUCGCAAGUCAUCAGCUUACUUUGUGGGUGCAGGUAUAAUUUUUUGUCAUUUUGGAAAAUAUUUUGAUGUACACGACUUGCUAUAAAGCAAACUACAUAGUCACAAUUUUAACUUUUGUUUUGUUUUUGUGUUUGGUGCUCUAUUUCAGAGACCAAGAGAGAAAACAAAAUCCCAAGUUACCACUGCCCAUCAUUUUCAUAGCAAAACACGGGACUGGUCAUUUGGAAAUAUAUUUCCAAUUAUCUGAAACAUAAAUGCAGAGUAAAAAAUGUUUCAUGUUGUGAUUAAGAUGUAAUUAUCCAGUGAAUGGCUGAUAUAAAAUCAGCAAAAUUGUAACUGUCGUUUUUGUGGAUGAAAGAUAUUUGUAAUAUACUAAAAUUAUAUAUAUUUAUCACUCUACAAAUUUAUGAUGUAUUAUGUUGGUGCCAUGAUAAUGAAAAUUGAAGUGCUUUGAAGAGGUUAGUGCUUGUUGGUGCAACAUUGUAGACUUAAAUAUAGACCAAGUAAAAUUUAAAAACACACUCAUAGUUCACAAAGGUUAUCUUUUUUUGUUUAUAAUUGUUUUAGAAUUAAACAUUGCUGGUAUAAAUGUAGUGAGUAAAAUUAUAUCUAAUCACCUAAUCAGUUUGCUUGUAGAAUCUGAUUUAUAAGCUAUGGAUAUUUUUUGUUUGGAUUUGUUUGCUUAAGCUUUGAAGGUAGAUGUUUUGUUGAAAAUGGUAAAUAAAAUCACUUAACCUCUUGA